This is a messenger RNA of Bombina bombina (fire-bellied toad), 2362 nucleotides long. It is a transcript of the gene NR2C2, whose product is annotated as nuclear receptor subfamily 2 group C member 2. Lineage: Eukaryota; Metazoa; Chordata; Amphibia; Anura; Bombinatoridae. The record is from RefSeq and is a predicted model, not a curated record. Bases 3 to 1787 code for a protein of 594 amino acids. Gene Ontology annotation, molecular function: nuclear receptor activity; zinc ion binding; RNA polymerase II cis-regulatory region sequence-specific DNA binding. Gene Ontology annotation, biological process: positive regulation of embryonic development; anatomical structure development; positive regulation of transcription by RNA polymerase II. The transcript has 13 exons.
UGAUGACCAGCUCGGUCCACGCGUAUCCAGAUAAUCUCUACAGAAACAGCAUAACAUCACCACAACGUAUCCAGAUUGUGACUGAUCAGCAGACUGCUCAGAAGAUCCAGAUAGUGACAGCAAUAGAUUCAUCUGUGUCUUCCAAACAGCAGUUUAUCCUAACCAGUCCAGAUGGACAUAGGACAGGAAAGGUGAUACUGGCUGCUCCAGAGUCUCCAAAUACAAAGCAGCUGAUCUUCACCACCACGGAAAACCUUGUGCCUGGGAGAAUACAGAUUGUAACGGAUGCUGCUUCUGUUGAACGACUUCUUGGAAAAACAGAUGUGCAGAGGCCGCAAAUCGUUGAAUAUUGCGUAGUUUGCGGUGACAAAGCAUCUGGGCGUCAUUAUGGUGCUGUUAGCUGCGAGGGAUGUAAAGGCUUCUUUAAAAGAAGCGUUAGGAAAAGCCUGACGUACAGUUGUCGAAGCAGCCAGGACUGUGUCAUCAACAAACAUCACAGAAAUCGUUGCCAGUUUUGUCGCCUCAAGAAGUGUUUGGAAAUGGGCAUGAAAAUGGAAUCGGUGCAGAGUGAGAGGAAGCCAUUUGACAUUCAACGGGAGAAACCAUCAAACUGUGCAGCAUCCACAGAGAAGAUCUACAUACGAAAGGACUUGCGAAGUCCUCUCAUAGCUACGCCAACAUUUGUCUCGGACAAGGAGGGAGGGAGACAAACCAGUCAUUUGGACUCUGGGAUGUUGGUAAAUAUUCAGCAGCCUCUCAUACGGAAAGAUGGCACUGUUCUUCUACCAGCUGAAUCAAGGGUGGAGACAAGCCAGGGUGGUCUAGGAACGUUGGCAAAUGUUGUAACAUCUCUUGCCGGCCUUACAGAGUCACUGAAUAAUGAGGACACAUGUGAUAUCCAGUCUGAAGACCAAUUUUCAAGUGAAAUCACUCGUGCGUUUGAUACACUUGCAAAAGCACUUAAAACAAAAGAUACUGCUCUAGGGGAGAACCUUGAGGAUGGAAUGCCAGCAGGAGGAAAUAUUCAUGUUAUAAGUCGUGAUCAGGCCACCCCAAUUCUAGAGGUGGAAGGCCCUUUGCUAUCGGACACACAUGUGACUUUUAAGCUAACAAUGCCAAGUCCAAUGCCAGAGUACUUGAAUGUGCACUAUAUUUGCGAGUCUGCAUCCCGCUUACUUUUCCUUUCCAUGCACUGGGCCAGAUCCAUUCCUGCCUUCCAGGCUUUAGGGCAAGACUGUAACACAAGUCUGGUGCGCGCCUGCUGGAAUGAACUGUUCACAUUGGGCCUUGCACAGUGCUCGCAAGUGAUGAGUCUUUCUACCAUUUUAGCUGCUAUUGUCAACCACCUGCAGAACGGCAUACAGGAAGAUAAACUUUCUGGAGACAGAAUAAAGCAGGUAAUGGAGCACAUCUGGAAACUGCAGGAGUUUUGUAACAGCAUGGCCAAGCUGGAUAUUGAUGGCUAUGAGUAUGCAUACCUUAAAGCAGUGGUACUGUUCAGCCCAGAUCAUCCGGGUCUCUCCAGUACGCAGCAAAUAGAAAAGUUUCAGGAAAAAGCCCAAAUGGAGCUACAAGACUAUGUGCAAAAAACAUACCCUGAAGACACCUACAGACUGACCCGCAUCUUAGUGAGACUCCCAGCCCUCAGGCUUAUGAGUUCCAGCAUCACAGAAGAACUUUUUUUUACUGGUCUCAUUGGCAAUGUUCCUAUUGACAGCAUCAUUCCUUACAUCCUUAAGAUGGAGACAGCAGAAUACAAUGGGCAGAUCACCGGGCCUAGCGCGUAGCAGUGCCUGCUGGUUUCAUGUGGAUCAAAGCACUUUAACAGGACACCUCUGAGGUGUACAAGGGACUUUUGGGCACACAUCAUAGACCACAUUCUGGUGAAAUUGAUAAUUUUUGUUUUUCUAAUUCUUGAACAUUGUUUUCUCCGCUAUUGUCCCCGCACUUGGAUAGAGAUGCACUAAGAGCCUUUACCAGGUGCCAGGUAGGAAAAUAUAUGUUAAGUUUUAAAGUUUAAUGAAGAAAUUAAGGAGCUCUUGGGAUGUCUGUAUCAAGACUUUACAUUUUAUUACAACCAGGUUAAUAUCAAGGAGAUGCCACAUUUCAGUCUCCACUAUACUAUACAUUGGUACAAUUUGGAUGAAAGACUCAAAUAGGGAUUUGACUCCUAUGUUGGUUAUUAUCGUCCAUCAAAUGUAUAAAUAAUCAGUCCAGACUGUCCCAUUCUUCACUAAACCAUUUUGCAGCGUAAAAACCUUACUCGACCUUUAAGUGUUGUCAGUUGUACACAAAGCUCUGUGACGGUCCUGCUGGAAACUGCAGGGGUCACGUGCUUGUAAACUUUAUAUCAUUUUUAUUA